CGCAAUCCGUUUCGGCGCGUCGUCAAUCGUAUAUUACCGAUAUACGACUGAAAAUUUUUGUUAUUAUCAUUAAUCAACAACGACAGAGAUGAUGAGCUCCUCGAUGACCGGUCCUAGUGGCAGUAGUGGUGGCGGCUUGCAGAAAUCGUCGGCCGGAGGUCCCAUGUCGACGUCGCCACAGUCAGCUGUUGACAAGUCGGCGACAGUGUCUUCGGGCUAUGGCACAUACAACAGACGUGGCACAGUGGAUCGUCGCCGUCGGACCGACUAUCGUGGAGAUCACCACGACGAUGACGACGACGGUGACGACGACGACGACCGACUGUCCGAGCUAUCCGACUCGGGACACUUUCUGGCCAAAGGUGCGUUCCUUAUCACCCCCAGUAACGAACUGAACCUGGAGAAGGCGACUGCCAUAUGCGAAAAGAUGAACUACAGAGGACCAUAUUCGGUGACCAAGACGGCCACGGGUAUACUGUUUAAGUUUGCCGAACAAGACGACUAUCACGUGACGUUUCGCAAAGGAUUUCACAAAGUGACUAACUCGAGAUUUUACAAGAAGAUUCCUAUACCAUGCAGACCACAAAAAACAUUUUCGGUUUUGGUUUAUGAGAUCCCCGAAGACAUUCCUGAUGAAGACAUUCGCCAUUCGUUGUAUAAAUUUCAAACUGUCGUCGAGGUCGUCCGACUUUAUCAUGCGGGGUACCGCCAUGCGCCCUUGACCGUGGCGGACGGCAAGAACUCGGCUACGUCGCAGACAGCUGUUGAACAGCAACAGCAACAGCUACUGCAGGCCGGACCGGCGUCGUCGCUGGCGGCGGCGGGCGGGUCCGCGUCUGCGAACACGCAACAACACCACCCCGCGCCGCCCGUGGUGCGCGUCACAUUGGCGUCCGUCGAGGAGUGCAACGUGCUGCUGCACAACGGCUUGGACUUUUACGGGGCCACUUUCUUCCCGGUGGAGGCCGCCUCGCCCGUUGUACCGAAAAAGAAAUCGUUGCCGCCAAACAGCCGUCUGAUGGAUUUGGUGACGACCAGUGGUCACCGUAUACGCGACCUGUUACCCGUCUUCGACUCUGCAGGAUUUACGAAAAUUCCGCCACCAACCAGCAAAGUGGUCAAACCGCACUAGUCGACGAUGGACGAUCUUCCUAGUCUGGUGGACUAUAUACGAUUCAAUGCAAAUAUUCAUAAACGAAUAUUAAUAUAUUUAUUUAUACAUAAUAUAUGAUUUUUAUUUUUAUUUAAAAUUUUAACAAAACAAAAAUACAAACUUCGCAUCGGUUUACUAUACUGCAAAACCAUUACAAUAUUAAAUCGCAUUUCUAAUAACACGCAACGUUUAGUACAUCUUGAUGCAUAAUAUUAUUAUAUUAUCGUAGUAUAACGGUUAGAUGGUUAUUAUAUAAACAUUUUUUUUUUCGUGUAUUAUUA
This is a messenger RNA of Rhopalosiphum maidis (corn leaf aphid), 1434 nucleotides long. RefSeq lists its product as uncharacterized. Lineage: Eukaryota; Metazoa; Arthropoda; Insecta; Hemiptera; Aphididae. The record is from RefSeq and is a predicted model, not a curated record. The coding region runs from base 89 to 1132 and encodes 347 amino acids. The transcript has 4 exons.